CCAGCACUGGGGUCAUUCAGUACAUAACCCUCAGGGAUCCAGUGACUCUGAGGCUUUAUACUACUGUUUUCGGGCCCUUCUUUGCAUAUCUCACCUGGACUAGGUAGAGAACGGUCGUCAGGGAAGGCACGCGACCCUCUGCAGGCUGGAUCCCGGCCCCCGAGUCUCCAGCACAGCCGUAGAGAGAGAAGACAAAACAACAGUCAACUCGCCCCUGAAACUUUGCUGUCGUCACCUUGUUUUGAUCAUGUGACAUCAUACAGUUAUCAUGUGACCAGUGUUCUUUCAAGUGUCAAGACGUACGUGUGAGCCAUCUCUUUCUUCUGAGUAACAGGCGCUGGAGGAAGGAAAAUGUUCCAGAGAAAGGGAACGGUAUCCAAGAGCUCUGGCCCAGUACACGUGAACUCGUAUGCCCUGAGGGGAGUGCCGAUCAGAUACACUCCACCGUUCUACCUGCCAGACCAGCUGACCCUCCCUUCCUCGUGGACCCUCCCCACCUUUCCUUCUGAAGACCUCUUCAGAUAUGACUACACCAAGGAAAAGAAGGUUCUGGAACAGGCCAGAAUAAGGACCAUCUCCCUGGCAGCUGAGGCUCAGGCUAGAGAGAAGAGGGAAAAGACGGAGGAAGAGAAACAACGCAUAGAAGCCGCUGCAGCAGCCGAGCGAGCAAAGUCACAACCUCGACAGCCGAGCUUCCCCCUCCCCUCAUCCCCUCCCCUGCACAACAGCACACAUUCACAAAGACUCCACCCACUAAUAAAACCGAUGCCUCAGAAACCCAGCAACCUGAAAAUGGUGAUUCCAGUUCCGCUAUUCACAUCAAAGACUUCGGGAACAUCAUGAAGCCACUGGGUGAAAUGAGCUUCAGCGAGUUUGAGUCUGACAACUUUAACCCCUUUGAUACUGCGAGUCUCCAAGCCAUAAACGACAUGGAGAUACUUCAGACGAUUUCGCUGGCUCCGCCUCCUCAAGGGGAUUCCCCUCCACGACCGAGUGGUACCACAACUGUUGUACAGAGCGAGAGAAAUUUGGCCGGCCAUCCAGGGGUGCCCCUCUCAUCUUAUGCGGCUCCAGUUAGCGGCACUCCGAUCUCUGUGGGUGGAGCUCUGCCACAGGGACCCAUCCAAUUUCCGGGGUUGCCCCUGCCACCGAUUGGCGGGCCGGCAUCGCAGCCUUCAUUUGCUCCUUCUACCUCUAGUGUACUUGGCGCUAGUCCAGGACAGACACAAAUCUCCACUUCAUCCUCUUCUAAUGUGCAACUUCAAGUGUCCCCCCUCCCACACCCCUCCCUCCCCACCCUCCCCGUCCUCCCACCGAUCGCACCAACCUCACAUCCUCACACUCUUACCCCACCCACACCUCGACUCCCUCUUCUUCAAACCAGCAACCAACCCUCUCUUCAAGUCAACCUACAUACCCUUUUCCCAGGCCACAGGGCACACUUCCCCAACCCUCUUCCUCCUCUCCCCCCAAACCCACCUCAACUCCACACCCUCAUCCCAGGCCACAGGGCACACUUACGCAACCCUCCUCCACCCUCUCCUCCACUCCUGUCACCUCCACACUCCCUCAACCCUCCCUUGCUUCGUACCCCUCCAUAGCUGCUCUCUCCUUCCCCCAACUAGCACCACACAGUUUGCCCCACCAACAGGGAGCAGUCCGACACUGGCUACCUCCUAUCUCCCAGUAUCUGCUGCAGCUGCUGCUGCUAGUGGAGGAAUCCGCAGUGACUCAGGUGGUGGUGGAGGUACAGGGACUCUGUUUACUAUUGGGGGAGACACCACGACCUCUGUCUCACCUCCUGUACAGCAACAACCAUCUCAGACGCCUCCUGUGCCAAAGCCAAGAGCACAUGCUGCUGCCGGGCAACAGGUUCCAAAUAGUGCCCACCUUCCCUACCAUCCAGUUCCGGCCCCUCGUUCCCAUCCCUCUCCUGUAAUGACAGGGGCUGCCCCAAAACCCCCUCCUGCCAGGCCUUCUGUACAGGCUAGAGCCAGCAGUCUGAUGGCAAACCUCCCUCAAGGCCAACCUCUUCUCUCGCGACCUGGUCUUGGUGUGCCAGUCCUCCCUCCCAUACCCCCCCGCUCCUCCACUUCCCCCUCCUUCCCCUCUUCCCACACAUCACCACCCUCACAUCCUCCCUCCUCCUCCCCUCCCUGUCCCCCUCCCUACCAACGGCAGUCGUCACCCACCGGGGACGGAGGAAACCGCUCUGGUUCUCCCCCUCCCCCCUAUUACCCCUCUCCUCAUGGAGCUAAUGACAACAGGAGGUUCUCCCAGCCUGUCCCUCUGCCCUCUCAACAGCACACUCCCUCACACUUCACUCUACCUGAUCCACAGUCGAGUCUGUCUCCUGAGCAGAGGUCACAGGUGGAGUCGGUGGCUGGUAUGGGGUUCCCCGCUCCUCGUGUUGCAAGAGCUGUGCGGAGGUUCAGUGGAAACCACACUCAGGUGGUGGACUUCCUGAUAUUGGUGGGGGGACUGGAGGAGAGCUGUCGCAGUAAAGGAGACAGUGCUGAGAUGGCACUAGCUGUCUCUGACAACAAUGAGGAGAAGGCCAAGAGGUACCUACAGAAGGUGGGCUACUACAGAGAGAGUGGGUUCAGUGAGAAGAGUGUUCACGAGGCCUACGAGAAGGCAGGCAAGGACUGGGACAGAGCUCUCGACAUACUCACCCAGCACACUUCAUAGCUGAUAUAUACAGUGUAGCAUCAUUCAACGUGUAGGCCUAUGGGUUUUUGUGUAUAAAUUGCUGUGUGUAAGUCACGGUACUUACUGCGCAUGCGUUGAUACAAGGACGGCAUCUGUUCUCUCGAGCCACUGUCAAGUGUUCGAGCGUCCAGUGUGACACUGCAACCGAUACGUCUGGAAGAUAAGAGAAGUGCGCACCGCGCUGUGUAGCAGGAGAUGGAAGAGACGCACAUGGAGAUAGACGACUCGUUGUACAGUCGUCAGCGCUAUGUCCUGGGAGACAGCGCCAUGCACAAGAUGGCUCGCUCCACCGUCUUCAUCAGCGGCAUUGGAGGCCUUGGAGUGGAAAUUGCCAAGAACGUAGUCCUAGCGGGUGUAAAGGAGGUGGUGAUACACGACAGCCAGCCAGCCACAGUCUCUGAUCUUGGCUCCCAGUUCUUCCUCAGAGACACCGACGUUCGCUCCUCCACCUCCAGGGCAGAGGCAAGUCUGUCGCGAUUGGCUGAACUUAACCCCUACGUGACUGUGUCUCUGUCUACUCUCGAUCUCACUGUGAACUCUGACCUCUCACCGCUCAGUCAGUACCAGUGUGUCAUACUAACAGACUGUGACCUAGAGCUACAGAAGACUGUCGACAGAUUCUGCCACUCCCACACUCCUCCAAUUAUGUUCAUAUCGUGCAGUGUUAGAGGUGUGUUCUCCAGUCUGUUCUGUGACUGUGGUCCCGAGUUCACUGUGGUGGAUCCUACCGGGGAGGAGCCUGCUCAGAGCUUCAUUGCUUCCAUCUCCCAGGCCAACCCUGGCGUGGUGUCGUGUCAGGAGGGACAGCUACAUGGACUGGUGACCGGAGACCAUGUGGAGUUCAGAGAGGUUGUCGGCAUGGAAACACUCAAUGGAAAAACAUUCCCUGUUAAAGUUGUGUCUCCUAGUCAGUUUGCCAUAUCAUGUGACACCAGUGGACCUGACUUCACGCCAUACCAACAUGGAGGAAUUGCCCGCCAGGUCAAGGUCCCCAAGACCCUCACUUUUGAGUCCCUAGAGAGCCAGCUGAGGACCCCAGACUGUCUCCUGGUGGACUUUGCCAAGAUGGAGGCUCCAAGUCAGCUGCACACUGCCUUCAUGGCCCUUCACCAGUUCUCUCUUUCUCACGACGGAGAGCUACCCAGGGCAAGGAGUGAAGCUGAUGCUGAGGCUCUGGUUCAACUGGCAAAACAAGUCAACUCUAACCUCAAACUAGUAGAGGAGGUUGAUGAAGGUGUGGUGCGGUGGCUGGCACUCACGGCUCGAGGCUGUCUGCCUCCUCUUGUCACCGUCAUUGGAGGGUUUGCAGCCCAGGAGGCCAUCAUCUCUCUCACUGGGAAAUUCUCCCCUCUUCAGCAGUGGCUGUAUCUGGAUGCAGUAGAGUUGUUGUCUGGUCAGGAGAAGUUGGACCCUCAGACCUUCAUGCCUAGAGGUGACAGGUACGAUGCUCUCAGGAUCUGCAUUGGGCAGGAGAUGGUAGAAAAACUGGCAAAUCUCAGACUUUUCAUGGUAGGGUGUGGAGCCAUUGGGUGUGAGAUGCUCAAGAACUAUGCCAUGUUAGGAGUGGGCCGUAGACCCAACGGAAUGGUGACCAUUACAGAUAAUGAUCUGAUUGAAAAGUCAAAUCUCAACAGACAGUUUCUAUUUAGACCACACCACAUCCAGAAACCAAAGUCAGUUGUGGCAGCUAAAUCAACGUUGGAAAUCAACCCAGACCUAUGUAUAGAGGCCCAAGAGUCCAAGGUUCACCCCGCCACCGAGGACAAGGUGUACAACGACGAGUUCUUCUCGCGGCAGGAUCUGGUUGUGAACGCUCUGGACAACGUGGAGGCCAGGAGAUACGUGGACAGUCGAUGUGUCAGUAACAGGAGACCACUGUUGGAGUCGGGGACCAUGGGGGCCAAAGGUCAUGUCCAGGUUAUUGUACCUCAUCUUACAGAGUCCUACUCCAGUCAGCAAGACCCUCCUGACAUGGAUGUGCCAUACUGCACCCUCAAAUCCUUCCCUGCCACUAUUGAGCACACCAUACAGUGGGCCAGGGAUAAGUUUGAGUCGCUGUAUACCCAGAAGCCUGCCAUGUUCAACAAGUUCUGGUCCAUCCAUUCCAACCCACGCAAAGCUCUCCUGCACCUGACCGAGAAGUUCAUCCCAGAUGGUAUGGUGAAGGUGACCAAGAUGUUGGAUCGCAGACCACCGGACUGGGCCAGCUGCAUGGCUCUCGCCAGAGUCAAGUUUGAGAAAUACUUCAACCACAAGGCUCGCAAUCUGCUCCAUGCAUUUCCCCUGAACACCAAGAUGAAGGACGGCUCUCUGUUCUGGCAGUCUCCUAAGAGGCCACCUACUCCACUGGAUUUUGACCCCACCAACCAACUUCACCUGAUGUUUGUGGCGUCCAUGGCGAGACUGUAUGCCGGGGUGUGUGGAGUUGCCUACACCGAGCAGGACUGUUCCCCGGCCUUCGUGACCUCCGUCCUCCUCUCCAUCUCUGUCCCUCAGUGGAGACCCUCCUCCAAGAGAAUUGAAACGGACGUGAGUGCCAAGAAACCAGAGAAUGAAGAUCUGUCGACUGAUGUUCUCACUCUAUGUCAACGGCAGCUGGAGAAGAGGGUGGCUAGUGGGGAUACCCCUCCUGAGCUACUGACAAUGGCUCCACAGCACUUUGAGAAGGACGACGACUCAAACGGACACAUUGAUUUCAUCACCGCUGCUUCGAACCUCAGGGCCUCAAUGUACUCUAUUGAGGCAGUAGAUAGGUACAGAACUAAGUUGCUAGCUGGUCGUAUUGUUCCCAGCCAUUGCUACUACCACAGCCACUGUCGCUGGACUGGUAAGUAUAGAACUGCUGAAGGUGGUGGGUGGGCAUCAAUUGGAGAGCCUCAAGAAUGCCUUCCUCAACCUCGCUCUUCCUACCCUCGUCUUCUCUGAGCCUGCCCCACCCACUAAAACAGUCAUCAGGUACAUACAUGUUGGUGGUGGUUUUUAUUUCUCUAUCUAUCUAUCUAUCUAUCUAUAUAAUAGUAUGCUAUGAACUAUAAUUUCAUACAUACAUACAUACAUACAGUGUAAUGCCAGAUUUUUAGCUAUGUACUGAAAUACAGUAGCUACGUUAUGGCUAAAGAACUUUUGCGACAAAAACAUAUUGCGAAUCAGGCAACUUCACACCAUACUUGACACCCACCAGAUCUGUCAUCAGGCGU
Messenger RNA from Geodia barretti, 5909 nucleotides. The record is from the annotation of a GenBank genome assembly. Lineage: Eukaryota; Metazoa; Porifera; Demospongiae; Tetractinellida; Geodiidae.